CUCUACAAUAUCAUCAAAGGUAACUCCCGGCCGUCGCACCCAUUCGAACCGAACAGCCGCACUCUGGAUCACGGGAACACACGGAGAGUCCAAAUGAUAUGGCGUCGUUCGAAUCUCUGCAAGAGCGCCUCGCGGCACUCCAGGAAACGACAGAGCAGCUCCAAGAGCUCAUCGACCGCCUCGCAAACAUCAAGUUCCAGCCCGGAUCCGUGCCCCUAAGUUGCAGUGAUGAAGACAACGUCGCCGCUGAGCUCAGCACCGAGAUCGGCCAGAUUCUGCGCGAGGAAGAAGAGGACCUGGAGCUUCUCCAAGAAGAGAUCAUCGACCUGCGCUCCGGCCGGCCAGGAAGCGAAGUCGAGCACCGCAAAACGAGGCUCAAAGAGGGCGCAUAUCGUCUGCAAACCGAACUGAAGGACUGCCGCACCGCCUUCCGCAAAGCCCAGCUCUCCGCCCGCCGCAGCCUCGAAGCCGCCCAAAAGCUCGAGCGUGACCUCCUCCUCGCAUCAUACGCCGCUUCCGCGUCAGCGUCCGCGGCCUCCUCCACCAUCCUCAGCAAUCCCGACGUCAUCAGCGCCACCGGGGAGACCCCAAACCCCUCAUCCACCCCUUCUCCCACUCACCCACCCCGUUUAACCGAAGAAGAGGCCCGGGCCCGCCUCUUCACCCCGCGCGACCGACGCCGCCUCGCCAAGAAACAACAAAGCAACAACCCCUCUUCGCAAUCCGACGCCGUCACCACCUCCAACGACAUCACCCUCGCCCUGCGGCGCACCCACGCGCUCAUAGCAGGCGAGCUCUCCAAGUCGGCCUUUGCGUCCCAGACGCUCGCCGAGAGUACCGCGGCGCUGGCCGAGCUGCAAAAGUCGUACGAGGGGCUCGAGGGCCUGCUCGCCCGCUCGCGGGAUCUGGUCGGGACGCUGCUGACGACGCAGAAGAGCGACACGUGGUACCUGCAGGCGGCGCUCCGCAUCCUGUUGUGCACGCUCGCGUGGCUCGUCUUCCGCCGGUUCCUGUACGGCCCGCUGUGGUGGCUUGUCUGGUUGCCGCUGAGGACGGGGUGGCGGGUUACCAGGAUUGUGACUUCAUCGCAUAAUAAGGGAGGCAGCACCAAUAUGGAGGUGGUCGUGCCUGGCGAGGAGAGCGCAGCCACGGUUAUGGUUGGGGUUGGGGAGGAAGGGGCCGUGCCGACGGUGAGGGUUGGGAGGGAGAACGUGGAUGGAGUGGAUGAAGAAGACCCGGAUUCGAUGGUCGAGAAGGUUGGGAGGAUGGUGGAGGAUACCCUGAACCGGAGGGACGAGGAUGAAGCGAAUCGGACGGCAGAGGAUGGACUGGAAGAUCAGCCGAAUCCGAAGAAGAGGAUGUGGGAGGAGGAUGUUGGGCAAGUGGCGGGGAGGGUGCGAGAUGAGUUGUGAUUGGGACAUACUAUUACGAGCCUUGGAAGAUGAUACCCCCUGUUUCCCUGGUGAUGUUGGCCCGAUUGCUUUCCCAUGUUCCGUUGACAAACCAUUCGGGACGAAAGGGACAGAUGUGACAACAGGGUGCGAAUUAUUGAGUCUGUCGGCCUUGGUUUUAGUCCCUUUCAGCUUUGUUGAUUCAUGCCCCAGUUAUGAUGUUUUCAUAUUGUAUCCCAGAUUCUCAACGCUCCGUACCAAUCUGCUGUCCAAAUACGCCGCUCUGAUAUGCGCCUCGCAGAUAUGCCCUCGCUCAUUGCUCGACGCUUCAUCUCAUCUCAUAUGGCACAGUGACCCCAUCAUCUUCGUCGUAACAAGACCCCCAAUGCUAUGCCUCACCCGUCAUCAAUGUAUAAUAG
Parathielavia appendiculata is the source of this 1810-nucleotide messenger RNA. RefSeq lists its product as uncharacterized. Gene Ontology annotation, biological process: retrograde vesicle-mediated transport, Golgi to endoplasmic reticulum. The record is from RefSeq and is a predicted model, not a curated record. Gene Ontology annotation, molecular function: SNAP receptor activity. The coding region runs from base 99 to 1412 and encodes 437 amino acids. Gene Ontology annotation, cellular component: endoplasmic reticulum; SNARE complex. NCBI's taxonomy places the organism in Eukaryota, Fungi, Ascomycota, Sordariomycetes, Sordariales, Chaetomiaceae. The transcript has a single exon.